Molecule: messenger RNA, 2397 nt
Organism: Mugil cephalus (flathead mullet)
Lineage: Eukaryota; Metazoa; Chordata; Actinopteri; Mugiliformes; Mugilidae
Gene: kcnj11
Product: potassium inwardly rectifying channel subfamily J member 11
Exons: 1
Coding region: 956-2116 (386 amino acids)
Biological process (GO): regulation of monoatomic ion transmembrane transport; potassium ion import across plasma membrane
Cellular component (GO): plasma membrane
Molecular function (GO): ATP-activated inward rectifier potassium channel activity
Source: RefSeq, a predicted model, not a curated record
AGACGAAUACAUGAUACUGUCCAGAUAAUCUUCACAUGCUCAUGGGUGUCAGGAAUGAUAGAAGGUGCCCGCAAAGUUAAGUGGCUGCCAGAGGAGCAGCUUUAUAAAGAGGAAAGGGUCGAGCAGAGCAGCUGGACCUUUUUUUUAAAAUAUAAUUUAAGUUCCUUUCUGUUUAUGUGUUGAGUUUGCAGCAAUCGUCCCGAGGAUGAUUUACUGUCGAGUGACCUAUAUUUAAGCUGUUACACAUUUAGAGUAUGAGCUGUCAGUGGCAUUAAGGCUGCACAACUGAAUUUUUUUUUUUUUUUUUUUUUUUGCGCACUGGGUCCUCGACCCAGUCCUGCGUGCUCAGUGAAAAUCACAGGAAGCGCCACAGAGAUGGUGGAGGGAGGGACUCCUUCUCCUCCUCGCAACGUCUCACGUUACCGAGCUAUAGCGAAGUAGCGAAGUCAGCGCCCGAGCCAACUGCGCCAUAUGAGCCUGCCUCCUCACCCAAAUGUGACAAAACUCCGCUCAGGGACCCGCUCACGCUCACGCUCUCGCAUCAACGUUUUACAUCUUUUUACAUUUCCUUUACGCAUGAGAGCGCGGCGAAUGCGCCCCAACGCCCGGUGGAUAUUGGGUCAAUUCACAAUGGAACCGGGCGGCUUGACGCGACCGUGCCGGGCGUGUUGGUGCUGUGAGUGACGGCGGCAGCUGCGGACCUGGAAGAAGAAUCUUCUCAUGGGACCUCGCGGCUGUGAAGCGCCUGAUCUGGAGGCAACGUGAGGAGCGCGCAUACCUCCAGAAAACGGAGGGCGGCAAGACUCUCCCCUCUGCGCCCGACAGCUGCCGAGGAGCUGACACCGGUCAGUGCCGAUUGAUGAGAAAAAGGCACCGGGAGAGACUUUAUCCUUCAGUCGGCCACGGACAGUACCUUCAAAGCCACGGGGCUGUGGGUACGUAGUAUGGGAGCGCUAUGUUGUCCAGGAAGGGAAUCAUUCCUGAGGAUUUCUUGCUGACGCGUUUGGCUGAGGAUGUCCAGCAUCCAAAGUUCAAAGCGAAGCCGCGCAAGGCUCGGUUCGUCGCCAAGAACGGCGCCUGCAAUGUGGCGCAUACGAACAUCCGAGAGCAGGGCCGGUUCUUGCAGGACGUGUUCACCACUCUGGUGGAUCUGAAAUGGCUCCACACGCUCAUCAUUUUCACCAUGUCCUUCUUGUGCAGCUGGCUCCUUUUCGGGAUGAUCUGGUGGCUGGUUGCCUUCGCCCACGGCGACUUGGACCAGAGCGACGACGACUUUGUCCCGUGCGUAACGGACAUUCACUCCUUCUCCUCCGCGUUCCUCUUCUCCAUAGAGGUCCAGGUGACCAUCGGUUUCGGGGGCCGGAUGAUCACGGAGGAGUGCGUCUCGGCCAUCAUCAUAUUGAUCGUGCAGAACAUCGUCGGUCUGGUCAUCAACGCCAUCAUGCUCGGCUGCAUCUUCAUGAAAACCGCGCAGGCCAACCGGCGCGCAGAGACGCUGAUUUUCAGCAAACACGCCGUCAUCUCGGUGCGAAACAACAAGCUGUGCUUCAUGAUCCGCAUCGGAGACCUGAGGAAGAGCAUGAUCAUCAGCGCCACCGUGCGGAUGCAGGUGGUGAGGAGAACCACCACCGAGGAGGGCGAAGUGGUUCCUUUGGACCAAAUCGACAUCCAGAUGGACAACCCGGUGGGCACCAACGGCGUCUUCCUGGUGUCUCCUCUCAUCAUCUGCCACGUGAUCGACAAGGCCAGUCCACUGUACGAGCUGUCAGCAUCCGAUCUGCAGCACGACGACGUUGAGGUGGUCGUGGUGUUGGAGGGGGUGGUGGAGACAACCGGCAUCACCACGCAGGCCAGGACCUCGUACGUGUCGGAGGAGAUCCUGUGGGGGCAGCGCUUCGUGCCAACAAUAUCGGAGGAGGACGGCUUGUACGCCGUGGACUACUCGAAGUUUGGAAACACCGUGAAGGUGCCGACGCCGUGCUGCAGCGCCAAGAAGCUGGAUGAGAUAGGUGGCAUGGCUCGGUUUAAGCUGAACGAGGGCGCCACCUUGCGGUCGUCUGUGAGGAGGCGGCGGGGCACGACGGUGGUGCGCAGAUCCAAACUGCAGAGUCAGUGAAUCCAAGAGUCUGCCAGCAGCAUUUUAUAUGAGAUUUAAGUGAUCCAGCGUGAGGGUUAUCACACGAAGAAUAAUCAACAACCCACAUCACUUUAUGCAACACACGUUUUGUUUGUUUUUUAAACUCAGGGUCAGUGUUAAAAAUGUACACAAACAGAAUGAACUGAUGGUGAAAUGAGUCCUGAUUCCAGAAUGCAUCCUUCUCUCUCUCUUUUUUUAUUUUAUUUUAUUUAUGAGUGACUGCAUGUAUCUAAAACUAAUAAAUGAGAAUGCUUGAUGGG